AUGUCGCAGCAAAAUCGAUCCUCAAAGCUGCCACUAGGUCCCUCAACCCUUUCAAAAGGGGCAGACCAUGGAGAUAUCGAUACCCUCAAAGGAGCGGACUGUUUCCUGAAGCCCGACGACGCUGUUGGGAUUCCGAUGCACUUGUCGACAAUAAUGAACUGGUCCAGCGACUUGCAUGUAGCAGCACUCUCGGAGUACUGCUCCGACAUGGAAAUCUAUUACCUGGAACUCCCCGCCAUAGAUCACUACGCCAUUGAGGAGCUGCUCAAGUACAUGUACGGCCGCGAUAUUGAAUGGGGCGAAGUAGAUGUUAGAGUCAGGCCGAAGUUUUUCUCAGAUCUCUUAUGCCUUGCCGAUAUCUACAACAUCAAGGGGUUGAGAGAAAGAGUCAUGAAGGAGUUCAAAGAGUGGACAUCGUCCAACAAUGGGCAAUGGCGAGAUAUGGAGCGAGACAUGAACUUGAUCUGCACGUUUCAGAUGCCACGCCCCCUGUGGCAUGUCAUAGUCCAGGAGUGGGCGAUCUUUUUGACUGAAGGGCACCCAGUCGACCGGCAUCGAUACGAGCAGAUCAUCAAUCGGCAUCCAGCGUACGCUAAUGCCGUGUGGCAAGAAAUCGCCCAGAUGCAUUCUGAAAAGGCGAACUAG
Molecule: messenger RNA, 645 nt
Organism: Zasmidium cellare ATCC 36951
Lineage: Eukaryota; Fungi; Ascomycota; Dothideomycetes; Mycosphaerellales; Mycosphaerellaceae
Exons: 2
Coding region: 1-645 (214 amino acids)
Source: RefSeq, a predicted model, not a curated record